Molecule: messenger RNA, 3585 nt
Organism: Echinococcus granulosus
Lineage: Eukaryota; Metazoa; Platyhelminthes; Cestoda; Cyclophyllidea; Taeniidae
Product: UDP-N-acetylglucosamine--peptide N-acetylglucosaminyltransferase
Exons: 8
Coding region: 1-3585 (1194 amino acids)
Biological process (GO): protein O-linked glycosylation
Molecular function (GO): protein N-acetylglucosaminyltransferase activity; protein binding
Source: RefSeq, a predicted model, not a curated record
AUGUUGGAUAGGCAUACUCUCGCGCAUUUGGGCGAUUCUCCGCGAAUCCGAGGAAUGAUACCGCAUGACAGAGCUGCUCUUUCAGCUUUGGCAGACCUUGCCCAUAGGGAAUACCAAGCUGGCAACUACGAACUAGCAGAGCAUCACUGCAUGCAGGUGUGGCACCAAGAUCCAGAGAAUACGUCUACGCUCCUUCUUUUGAGUUCAAUACAUUUCCAGUGUCGUCGUAUGGACAAGUCUGCAUACUUCAGCCAACUCGCCAUCAAGCAAAACCCAUUGAUGGCAGAAGCCUAUUCCAAUUUGGGCAAUGUUUUUAAGGAGCGAGGUCAGCUGAAGGAAGCUAUUGACAACUAUCGUCACGCAUUAAACAUCAAGCCUGAUUUCAUUGAUGGCUACAUCAAUUUGGCUGCGGCUCUGGUGGCUUUCGGCGAUACGGAGUCAGCUGUUAGUGCAUACGCAACGGCUUUGCAGUACAAUCCGGAUUUGUACUGCGUACGGAGCGACCUAGGAAAUCUUCUCAAGGCUCUUGGUCGGCUAGAUGAGGCUAAAGUAAGAUUUAUGAACUGGGUUUGCGCAGCGCCCUUCGCGCUUGACUGGACACCCUUUGCGGCACUUGUGCCAUCGCGCAUAACCGGUCCAGUCAAGUCAUGCUAUCUGAAGGCCAUCGAAACUUGUCCAACGUUUGCGGUUGCCUGGAGCAACUUGGGUUGCGUUUUUAACGCCCAAAACGAGAUCUGGCUUGCUAUUCACCACUUUGAAAAGGCAGUAACGCUAGAUCCAACAUUCCUUGAUGCGUAUAUCAAUCUGGGGAACGUUCUUAAGGAAGCAAGAAUUUUUGAUCGUGCAGUAGCGGCCUAUCUCAGAGCUCUUACUUUAGCUCCCAAUCAUGCCGUAGUUCACGGAAAUCUUGCUUGUGUCUACUACGAGCAGAAUCUGAUUGAUCUGGCCAUAGAUACAUACAGGCGAGCGAUUGAUCUUCAGCCCAAUUUUCCUGAUGCUUACUGCAACCUGGCGAACGCUUUGAAAGAGAAGGGCAAAGUCUCGGAGGCAGAAGAGUACUACAACACUGCACUUAGUCUGUACCCUUCACAUGCUGAUUCGCUUAACAACCUGGCUAACAUAAAGCGAGAACAAGGUCGCUCCGAGGAGGCAAUUCGACUCUAUCUAAGGGCCCUAGAAGUCUAUCCGGAUUUUGCCGUAGCACACUCCAAUUUGGCUAGCAUGUUACAACUGCAGGGUAAGUUGCAGGAGGCCCUUCGUCACUACCGUGAAGCGAUCAGGAUCUCGCCAACGUUCGCAGAUGCCUACUCGAAUAUGGGUAACACUUUGAAGGAGUUGCAAGAUGUUAGUGGUGCUAUGCAAUGUUAUCAGCGGGCCAUCCAGAUAAAUCCGGCGUUCGCUGAUGCUCACUCGAACCUAGCUAGUAUCAUGAAAGACGGUGGAAAUUUGGCGGAGGCUAUUAACUCUUACAAGACGGCCUUGAAGUUGAAACCGAACUUCCCGGAUGCGUUUUGCAACUUGGCACAUUGUAUGCAGAUCGUUUGUGAUUGGAGUGACUACAAGGAGCGGAUGAAGAAACUGGUGAGCAUUGUCCACGAGCAGUUGGAAUCCAACCGUUUGCCUUCUGUGCAUCCUCAUCACUCCAUGCUCUACCCGCUUAGCCAUGCGCAGAGGAGGCGGGUUGCGAGCAAGCAUGCAGCCCUGUGUCUAGAAAAGGUGGCCAUUUUACAUCACCCACCGUUUCGCUUCAUGAAACGUCAACCUAAUCAACGUCUACGUAUUGGGUAUGUCAGCUCUGAUUUCUGCAAUCAUCCGACGAGCCACCUAAUGCAGAGUGUACCUGGCCUUCACGAUCGUUCAAGAUUUGAAGUAUUCUGUUAUUCUCUCUCUCCCGAUGAUGGCACAACUUUCAGGGCUAAGGUAAAUCGUGAAGCUGAGCACUUUGUUGACCUGAGCACUAUUGCGUGCCACGGAAAGGCUGCGGAUCGAAUUGCAAGUGACGGAAUCCACAUUCUUCUCAACAUGAAUGGCUACACUAAAGGUGCCAGAAAUGAGAUCUUUGCCCUUAAACCUGCUCCAGUGCAAGCUAUGUGGUUGGGCUAUCCGGGCACUAGUGGAUCGUCCUUCAUGGACUUCAUAAUAACAGACGGUGUCACCUCGCCAUUCCAUUUGGCAGAUCAAUAUUCAGAGAAGCUGGCUUACAUGCCCAAGACCUUCUUCAUUGGUGAUCAUGCGCAGAUGUUCCCGCACAUGCGAAAUCGCAUAAUCAUUGAGAGCGCGGAGGAAGUGGCAGGCGGUCUUCGAACAACCGACAGCUCAAUGGUUGCCUGUGGGACUGAUAUUAAGCCUCUCUUCUCUGUGGGUACACUACGGGAGAUGAUAUACGGCGGUCGAAUUACCGAGCAAUGUGGUUCUACUAUUAAAGAGGUCCCCUAUUACAUUAAAGUUCACAUUCUCACCGUCCCGUCACUGCAACCCGUUAGAGAAAUGAUAAGGGUUAAUGCGGCAUCGUGCACGCUGAACAAUGUAGUUUUACAAAACGGUUUUACAACGCAGCAAACACAGUCUCGAGCGUCAGCAGGUGAAGAGAUUCCAGGAAACAUUAUCAUCACAUCGCGCCAACACUAUGGGUUGCCGGAGGACGCGAUCGUAUUUUGCAACUUCAAUCAACUCUACAAGAUCGACCCGUCAACAAUGAAAAUGUGGGUGGAGAUUUUGAAAUUAGUCCCCAACUCAGUCCUCUGGCUUCUACGCUUUCCUGCCGCUGGUGAAGCAAAUGUCAUAACGGCUGCUGCUGAUUUUGGCCUCCAAAAUCCACACCGUCGUAUCAUUUUCAGCAAUGUUGCUCCAAAGGAAGAACACGUGCGUCGUGGACAAGUUGCUGAUAUCUGUCUUGAUACGCCACUUUGUAAUGGUCACACAACUGGAAUGGACGUGCUUUGGGCUGGGUGUCCAGUGGUGACUCUUCCGCUUGAAUCCCUAGCAAGUCGGGUGGCUGCUAGUCAGCUCUACUGCCUCGGCUGUCCGGAACUUGUUGCCAAGUCGCCGGAGGACUACGUACGGAUUGCCUCUAAAUUGGGAAACAAUCGCGAAUACUUGCAUGCCAUCAGAGCUAAGGUAUGGAAAUUGAGGGAAACAUCACCCUUAUUCAACUGCCGACGGUAUACAGCCGAUUUGGAGCUCCUUUACGAGCGUAUGUAUCAACAAUACGAAUCCGGUCAACCCGAACCUGUGUUGGACACCAUGUCGGUGAUUGUCUCCGUCGGUUGCUCUGGCUGGGUAGUGUUUGAGUUCUUUUCGCUGACCACCAAUUCCACUGCCCUCCGUUGCAUCGAGUCCACUGCAUCAAGCCAAGCUGGUGAUCUGGGUGCGUUCAAGACAGUCGAGACUAGAGUCGGUCUCACAAAAAAAAAGAACCAACACCCAGUAGAACUUAUCACACCCAAUUUCAGCGGCAGUCUGUCAACUGAGACUUGUCAAUCGCUUGCUGCUCGUCAGGAGGUUGGAGUAGAGGGCGACAUGACUUUCAUGAAUUGGCAAAUACAACGACUGUGGGAGCAAUUGCGUCAAUCAGCGUCUCGAUGA